CGCUAUGUCCGGCAGCAGCUGCACCUUCGCGGAGCGGUUCGUGUCCCUGCUGUGCUGCCGGUUCUGCCGGGAGGUGCUGAGCUCCCGGGGCAUGAAGGCAGCGCUGCUGGCGGGUACCGGUACCGACACCGGUACCGACACCGAGCUCUACUCCACAGACCUCCCGCCCUCGGGGACUGUUGGGUUCAUCGGGAGCUGCUAUUUCACUGACACCUGCAAAUGCAAACUGAAGAACAUCGCCUGCCUCAAGUGUGGCAAUAUUGUUGGUUAUCAUGUCAUCUCUCCCUGCAAACCCUGCCUGCUCUCCUGUAACAACGGCCACCUCUGGAUGUUCUACAGCCAGGCAGUCUUUGGCAUCAACAGGCUGGACCCUUCUGGUGUCAAUGUGUUGCUCUGGGGCAACUUGCCAGACCUGGAAGAAAGCACAGAUGAAGACACAUCCUGCAUCUCUGAGGAGGAGUAUAUCAGAUAAAUGUUAUCUACAAUAUACCAACAAUACCUUCCCUAGAAUCACUGCAUUCCUCUUUGCUUUGGAUUUCUUCUUUCCUUGCCUGUCAGAACCUAACCAAUAUAGGAAACCCAGAAAUCUGGAAAAAGAUCUUAAAAAAAUGAAGAUAUCAUCUUCCUCUUUCACUGGGACCUUCCUGAGACUCUUGAACCUGCCUGGUGUGGAAAUUCUGAGUGGAGACACUUUGGUUGGCUCUGGAAAUGGAGCUGGAAGGUGCCUUUGCUGAGCUCUAGAUCUGUUUUCCUUUCCCUUUGAAGUCUCAGCAGUUGCUAAUUCUUCUUAACCCCAUUUCUCUUCUCUCCUGAAACAGCCUUCACAGAGCAGUCUUUCAGUUGCUGCAAGUUUCUUAAAAAUCUUAAAAAAUAAUUUGGGUGAUGAAGUUCUGAAAGAAGUCUGGGUUUGUGCCAUUGCCUGGAGCUUCAAACCUGGGCAGAAAGUUGCUGAGCAAGAGGCUCAGAGUCCUGGAGGUUUGGCUCCAGCAUCUGCCUCUUGCUUUUUACCUGGGAUGCUGGGAUCCUGCAUCCCACUUUUACCAUCCUGCUGGGAUGCUCCUGGCUCUGGAAUUCUCUUACAGAGUCAUCUUCCAGGAUCAAGUUUCUGUAGAGAUCAAGUCAAAGAGUGGGCAGCCCUCCAAAACAGAGCUCUGUCAUCUGAUUUCUUUUUAGAGAAAGAAAAAGAGGAAUCAGGGUAAAUUUUUGGUAUUCUGAAUAUUUGCAUCCUGAAGGCUACAAUCUGGUUCCUGUAAGAAGUAAUGGAUACAAAGCUCAUUAAUGGAAACAGCCCUAGUAUUUAAUUAUGAAUUAAAUCCUUCCCCCUUCAGCUCAUCACCUGAAGCAUCACUUCCAGACCACUCAAGGUACAGUCACAUAAGGGAAGAGAGUACAAUUUUAUAUAGGGAUUGAAGCUGAAUAAAUUGUUCUGUAGCUUCUUGUGAUGCUUGGUAGGGGUGCAAUGAAGGCAAUGCUGAAUUUUCCUGCUGUUCUUACAUGUGAUGUAUUUCUUAAUUAACUGCACUACCUCUUCUCACUGUUUAAAUGUAUAUUGGUGUAUAUAUGAGUGUCUGUGUGUCUUGAUUGGACUGCCUGUGUGAUGUCUGCUCAUUAAAUUUUAGAUUAAAAAGAUGGAUUGUAAAAAAGAUGGAUCUGUAAUGAUAUUAGAUAAAACAAUGAAAUAAAAUCUUGUAUUGAACCAGGUGAAUAA
Molecule: messenger RNA, 1708 nt
Organism: Calypte anna (Anna's hummingbird)
Lineage: Eukaryota; Metazoa; Chordata; Aves; Apodiformes; Trochilidae
Gene: RUMY1
Product: family with sequence similarity 72 member A
Exons: 4
Coding region: 5-472 (155 amino acids)
Cellular component (GO): cytosol
Source: RefSeq, a predicted model, not a curated record